Molecule: messenger RNA, 963 nt
Organism: Notodromas monacha
Lineage: Eukaryota; Metazoa; Arthropoda; Ostracoda; Podocopida; Cyprididae
Source: the annotation of a GenBank genome assembly
AUGGAAUCACCGCGACGCCUCACGCCGGUGCACACUGGAUCCCUUGGGCUCCUGCAGCCCUCGAGAUGCGCAUGCAAGACCGGGGGCCAAGCUCUUAACGACACGGCCGGCCUCGCAUUCCGACGAAUCGCGACAGGCACCCCGACGGCUGCUCUGCCAGCGAAACGAUGGGGGCCCCCACUAACGCGACAACGCAUGCGCAGCCGGACCAGAUCGCCGAAUUCGUGCCACGCACCAUGCCGGACAAGGGAAAUGACGCUCGACCCCCCGGGGCGCCUGCGCGCCACCAUUUCUGGGACCCGGACCAGUCGAGGACGCUCCGCUUCCCCCGGUGCCACCGCACCCGCAGAUCCCCAGGCCCCCGACCACCAGCGACAUCUACGCGACCCCGUCUUGGGGUCCUUUGGCCGUCUCCAACCUAUCGGCCGUCGUCGACCAAAGGGGGGGGAUUUUGUGGGGUCGCGUCCACGCGGCAACCCGAGCGUAGCAUCCUCGCUCGGGUAUACCACGCAGCAACACCUGCACGCCAACCUGGAAGCGGAUAGGGCACCCGGUUUACCGCAUUGCGGUACACCAGGACCAUGUCAAAACGACACUGAGAGGCUGAUGAUCAACCCGGAAACUCUGCAGCCGUAUUGUCAACAAGACUCAAUACAAUCAUUUAUAGAUGAUGGGGAUAUGGAGCUUGCAUUCAAGUUCGGACUGAUCAGCUCAUCAAUGAGUGGCAAGAGAGGGGGUGUUUCAUUGCACUCCAAGCUAGAAGGAGACCAGUGCUGCUGGUCCUUCAUCACCACCAGUUUGCCUCAAUGUGGCAAACUGGCCAUGCAGUGGGAUUUCAUUCAUGCUCACACUACUUUCACACCGCAGGGAGGGCCAACCAAACAAAUUUUGGCGUCAAAACAAGGAGACGCCGCAAAACUCAUUCAGGGGACGAGGUACCUGGAGGGGCAGACAAAACUAAAG